UCUUGCUCUUAACUUCUCUCUUUUCAACCGAGAGCAGUUGGUCCGCCCUGCUAGUGUUGACUCGCUCGCAGCCUCUAUAGAGGGCCAAUGAAACGUCCGCAAACAAAGUCCAAGUGGGAAAUUUUCACGUACCAUUCAUCAUAUUCAAUGAGUAUGGGAAAUUCUGUACGAAACCGACUUUUUGAUGCAGAGUUGUGCUGAAGCAACUCACUAGCUCGAUUCUGAUUGGUUGCAGCUGACUGAUGCGGGCGUCGCUGCCAGCGAAUUGAUAUAAAAGGGCAAUCAUCGCGACUUGUGGGCUCAAUUAAGGCCACAGGCGCAGACUAGAACGGUUCAGAGUGAUCGCAGCGGCAUUUAGUGUAUGUGCCUGUGUGAGUGAGAGUGUUACUGAGAGAUCGUAUUGAAUAGGAGCUAUAAAUGUUUAGCGCGUGCGCCAAAAAGUAAAUGCAAUUAAUUCAUUUACAACAAUUAGUGUGCAGUGCCAAUUGAUUGUGAUUUUGCGCGCACUUUGAUUAACAACUAAAUGGAUUAAAAUCAAAACAAUAAUAGUUGUGUGUGUUUGUUUGCCAGCGAGUGAGUCAGUGAGUGCAUAAAUUCAAAAAUGGAGCACGCCAACUUCGAUGAUCAAAUCUUUGGCGACUUUGGCAGCGGACCGCUGAGUCCCUUGGGCGCCAACAAGCCCUUAAUGCCCACCUCAACGGCAACAGUUACUCACAGCAGCUUGCAUCCUGUCAUGUUGGGCAGUGUGGUUCAUGAGCUGUGCAGCCAGCAACAGUUGCAGCGCUUACCCGACUGCAACACCAUAUUGCCCAACGGGGGCGGAUCGCCUGGCUAUGCACAAAAACUAGACUUUGGCAACAAGAUGGGCUGCUACUCGCCCAGUCAGAAAUACGAGUACAUCAGCGCGCCCCAAAAAUUGAUCGAACAGGAGCAGCAGCAGCAACAUCAUCAGCCUUCGCAUACGCAUCCUCACGGCCACAACGGCAUGCUGCAGCACUAUCAGCCACUGAAUGGAAAGUUGGAAUAUUCGCCAAAGGAUCAGUACGAACAGCAGCAGCAGCUGCAGCAAAUGUACGCCAGCAGUCCACAUCACAGUCAUGCGCAUGCCCAUUCCCAUGGACAUUCCCAUGAGGAUGUUAGCAAUGGCAAUGGCCUGCUCGAGCCAUCGCCGCUUAUGCUCAGCAAUGGCGGCGGCAAUGUUGCAAACAACAAGCAUAAAAAACCGGAUGAGCUGUGCGCUCAAAUGGAUAAUGCGACGGCAAACAGCAAUGGCCUGCCCAACGGGAAUGGUGUCAACAACAAUACUGCCAACAACAGUUCCACUCCUGGUGCUGUUGCAGCAGCAAAUGGUGGGGGUGUUGCUGCUUCUGCUACUGGGGGAGGCGCCACUGCUGUCGGUGGCAAUGCUGCUGGACAGCCUGUGAAGAAGGACGGAAAUAAUAAGAAGAAAGGCGAUCCGAAUGGCAUCAAAAAGAAGAAAACGAGAACUACCUUUACGGCCUAUCAGCUGGAAGAGCUGGAACGCGCCUUCGAGCGUGCACCUUAUCCCGAUGUAUUUGCGCGUGAGGAACUGGCUAUUAAACUGAAUCUUAGCGAAUCUCGUGUACAGGUCUGGUUCCAGAAUCGUCGCGCCAAAUGGCGCAAGCAUGAGCCUCCACGUAAAACGGGUUACAUUAAGACAAAUACUCCGCCAACUGCAGCAUUGAAUAGCACAUUGGCUCCGCCGUUUGCCACAUUCCCACAGACGACGACGGUGACGCCACCCGGCAGCAUGGAUAGCUGGACCAGCUACCAGACGCCGUACGAGCUGAGUCCGCAGUUUAGCUUGCUUUCGCCGGCGGCUAGUCCGUAUGGCACUUACUCCGGCCAGUAUGGCACUUAUGUGCACGACACUCAGCUCUUUCCCAUGCGACACUUUGAGUACGGCAGUCCGCCACGUCUAGAGAUGAAUGGUGGAGCCAAUGGUGCAGCCAAUGGCACAGGCAAUGUAAAUGGCCAAGUUGAUGCUAGCGAGUCAGCCAAUGGCUAUCAAACGGCAGAUCUCCAGCAACAGCAGCAGCAACUUGAUGCCAACAAUACCACACAACAGCAACUCGCCGAUGGAACACUGGUCACAGUGCAUUCCCAGCUCAAUGGCAAAUAUCUCAGUGCCGAGGAGGCCAAGUAUGUGCAAGUGCAGUGCCAGCCGCCCACAGGCCUGGACAACAACAAUGCGGCCUCUUGCCACAUGGACGCACAUCAUUAUGUUAGCGCAGCAACAGCUGCAGCCGCAGCAGCCGUUGCUGCCGGGGGCGGCAACAGCGAUGACAACGACAGUGGCAUGCAAGCUGUAAUCAAAAGCGAAGAUGCUACACAUCAGCAACAGCAGCAGCAGGCGCAGAGUUAUGUGCUGCCGCCUUUUUUGCACUAAGAGAAAUGCUCACACACCGGCGACAUCAGCAGCAUCAGCCACAGCAACAGCAAAUGCGUCGACGCCCUAUUAACGCCAGCUGCGCAGUUGCAGCGCAGUUCAAGCGGCCAUUUUGAUUGUUGUUGUUCAGUGUGUAGCAUUUCUUAGUAUUUCUUUAGUAUUUUUGUUAAUGUGUACAUAAAUUAUAGAGCGCUGAGCAAAUUGCUCUUUAGGUUCCUUUUCUUUAAACAUUAAGUAGUCUUAGUGCUAAGGAUCGAACAACAAAAUCAACAGGUCUUGCCAAAACUUAAGUUCAUAAUGUCUCUAUCGUAUUGUUAGUUUUUAGUUUGGGUCUCCCCUACCCGUUUGCAUUCCAAAUGUGCCUUAAUGACAGGUGUAUAGCAGUUCUAGUUAACUGUUGUAUAUUUGCCUUACAAAUAAAACUGUUGUGUAAGUAGACAAUAAAAUGUUAAUAUAUAUUCAUAAUUUGGUAUAAAUGUUAAUACUUAGUUAUGUUGUAAAUUCUAAAUCUAUAGCUGCUUCACUAAUCUUAGUACUAAACAUGCCAUCUUUUAAUGUACAGUUACAAAAAUACAUACAUAUAUAAAUAAAGAAACUAUUUUGUACCAAAAAAAAAAAAAUAAACAA
Drosophila busckii is the source of this 3037-nucleotide messenger RNA. RefSeq names its product segmentation protein paired. The record is from RefSeq and is a predicted model, not a curated record. The coding region runs from base 602 to 2410 and encodes 602 amino acids. NCBI's taxonomy places the organism in Eukaryota, Metazoa, Arthropoda, Insecta, Diptera, Drosophilidae. Gene Ontology annotation, molecular function: DNA-binding transcription factor activity, RNA polymerase II-specific; RNA polymerase II transcription regulatory region sequence-specific DNA binding. Gene Ontology annotation, biological process: regulation of transcription by RNA polymerase II. The transcript has 2 exons.